UACUGUGAGUGCUACGCGGUAACUCGGUUUUUUGGCGUGCCAUACUGAUCGAGAUUUUUAGUUGAAAUAACGUGGAAGACAGUGUUUGAAUAAACACUUGAAACGAAAUUUGGCUCUUGUCAAAUUUCAUCUGAUCCAAGAUAUCUUGGGUCGACUAAAGUGGUACUGGCCAAAGCGUCUUCCUGACGCUUACUGGUAAUUUUGCGGUUGUUCCCUUUUUAAUCCCGUUUUACACCCUGUUUUGCCUUUUUAUUGUGGUAGUUUUACGGUUGUAUACGUGUUUUUAAAUUCUGCGUUGUUUUCCACUUCAAUAUGGUCGUCUCGCGAAAAACCGGGACGGAUGAAGCCCUCGCGUCUUCGUUUGAUGAGUCAAAUGCACCUUGCAGCAAUUCUGCCUGUUCAAGGCCAGUCACAGAUUCAUCUGGUGGUAUGCAGUGUGAUAUUUGCUCUCGUUGGUAUCACAAAAGUUGUACCGGCCUCCGAGCGAAUCAGUACAAGAUGCUAUCAUCCAGUGAAAGCCUUCUUUUUAGAUGUGCUGAUUGUUGCGCUCAGAAAGCGAAGCUCCCGGCUUUCACCUGUGCUGAAUUCAAAGCACUAGCGUCCAGAUUCACAGUUGUCGAGAAGGCAUUAGCCGAGCUUGCCUCACUUGCCUCGCUCAAUUCUAAAGUGGAUUUGAUUAUGAAAUCCCUGAAUAUCGCGAAUGUGGACGCUGUAACUGACUGUCCUGCUGAUAGUCCAACCGUUGACGAGGAGUUCAUCCUACCGGACGCUCCUGUUCACGUGUAUAUGACAGACACAGAUGCCUCGGACGGCAUUGUUGACCCUCCCCAAAUGGAAGGCGAAUCACGGGCUCCUGAGCCAUUAAAGAAUAAGCGUAAGAGAGUAAGGAAAGCGCGCAAACCCUCCGCCCCCAAACCGGAAGGUGACAAAAUGCUCAAGAAGCAAGCGCCUGCUUUGAAAACACCACCUGGUGUUGCACUUCCCUCAGUGAGACAAGAGGUGCCGUCGCCUUCGGUUUCACCAAUUCCCGUCAGACAACCAUAUGGCGUGGAUGGUAGAGCAUGUGGUGUAAAUACACCUCGUCGAGGCGAUUCUUACACAGAUAGCAGUGUGAUUUUCAGAAACGUCACUGAAUCCACUGCAGCUCUUCCUGCCGAGCGCAUGCUUGAGGAUCUUGAUUGGCUUAAAGUUUGUGUGACCAGGCUUUUACCACCAGGUUUCCCUGGCGUUACUGUCAGGAAGCUCAUCAGAUUGGGGAACGUUACGGUUGGUCAACCAAAUCCUCGACCCCGUUUGCUUAGGGUGGUCCUCUCCACCCCAGAAGAGCGCAGGGCCUUACUGAGAUUUGCCUUCAAACUCAAAGGUACCGCGGUUAGUGUGCAACCAGACCUUCCGUUAGCGGAUAGGUUAAAGUUAAAGGAAGCCAUCAGAGACCUAAAAGCCCGGCGUGCAGCUGGCGAGCAAGGUCUCCGAUUGGUGGGUUUUCAGGUGGUCAGCCGGCGGUCCUUUUCCGCCCUGCCAGAACCUAUACUAAUUGCGCACGACCCAGGGCUGGUCGGGCCGAAACACUCCAAGUAGUACUUAGUAACGUGCGUAGCCUGAGGAACAAAAUGUGCGAGGUGGGUCUGCUCGUAGACAAAUCUCGUCCAGAUAUACUUGCUUUCACCGAAACGUGGCUGUCUGAGGAAAUCACAGAUGGCGAAGUAUAUCUGCCUGGCUACGCACUGUUCCGCGCUGAUCGCUCCACUGGCCGUCAAGGGGGUGGUGUAGCUCUUUAUGUGAGUUAUCACAUCGACGUAUUGAGGACCAGCGUUUUUCAGUCUCUCGACAAAUCUGUUGAGGCUCUCGCAGUCUUGAUUUGCGCUUCCUCGGUUCAGGUUACGGUUGUGUUAGUGUAUAGAAGCCCUAUGAGCACCUCCAAUGGAAUCAUUGACUUUAUACGCACUCACUCUGCGAACAAGUGUCUGGUGCUGGGAGACUUUAACCUCCCAGAUGUUUGUUGGGAUGAUCUAUCUUGCAGUUCGACGCUGGAAUCGUUCGGUACAGAACUGCUGGACUUGACGCUGCAGGUACCACUACACCAGUUCGUGGACCUCCCCACUAGGUACAUGAGCAAUCAGCAGCCGUCCAUUUUAGAUCUUGUUUUUGCUAAGUCACUUGACUUUGUAAAUGACAUUAAAUAUGACUCGCCUCUUGGCGCUAGCGAUCACGUUUGCUUGUCUUUCCAGUGUGCUCUUAUCAGGUCUUGCCAAGCUACUACCAGUUGGUAUCCGAACAUUUGGGCCGCGGACUUCCAAGCGAUGCGGGAUAGAGCUAGGUCAUCGCCUUGUGUGAUAUCUGAUACCGACACUGUUCAUAUAGCCUGGGAAAAGCUUAAGGCUCACCUCGUCGACAUUUCUGCACCUCACGUCCCACUGGUAAAAAGAAGGGAAUCGAGAGCGCAGCCUCCGUGGAUAGAUUCCGCGGGGAAGGGCCUGCUAAAGAAGCGGUCUAGAUGCUGGCGAGCUUACCGAACAGCUCCGUCAAAUGGCACGUUUGACAAAUAUCGGUUGGUUCGAAAUGAGUGCAAGCUACAUCUUAGGUUGGCCCGGCUUCAGUAUGAAAAGGGCUUAGCUCAUACUGCUUCGAAAAAUCCCAAGAGAUUCUUUGCUUACGUUAAACGACGCUGUGGUGCAAACUCGCCCAUUCCACCAUUGCUUCGAGGAGAUGGGACCCAUGCCUAUAGCGACUAUGACAAGGCAUGCGUGCUUGGUAAGCAGUACUCAAGCGUCUUUGUCCGCGAGACAAAUACGCCAUGCAAAGAGUUAGUUCCAAGAGUCCCUGAGGACUGUUGUCUGGAUGAAAUUCCUGUAACGGAGUCCCAAGUUCUCCGGUUGCUAACAGAGGUGAACCCAACUAAGGCUUCUGGGCCAGAUUCUGUUCAUCCAAAAUUGUUGCACGAAUUGGCAGGGGAACUCAGUGGACCUCUGACUUGUGUGUUUCAGAAGUCACUCAACAGCUGUAUCUUGCCUACCGAAUGGAAGGAGGCUGUUGUCUGCCCGAUUUUCAAGUGCGGUGACAAAGACCUACCUGCUAAUUACAGGCCUGUCAGCUUGACUAGCGUGGUCGUUAAGUUACUUGAAAAAAUAGUACGAGAUACAGUGGAGAACCAUUUAAGUAGGUUUAACCUGCUUAGCGUCGAGCAACAUGGUUUUCGCAAAGGAUUUUCGUGUCAGACGAACUUGCUGGUAGCUCGAGAGUGCUGGGCUGAAGCCGUAGACAGUGGACAUGCGGUGGAUGUGGUGUUCAUUGACUUCGCCAAGGCCUUUGACACUGUCCCCCAUUCGCGACUCUCGCUGAAGUUGAGGUCGUAUGGAAUAGCUGGUCGUGCUCUCCAGUGGGUGUCAGCUUUUCUGGAUGGACGGGAACAGUGUAUUCGUGUGGGAAGCAGUCUUUCGUUUCGACAGGCUGUGCUUAGCGGCGUUCCGCAAGGCUCUGUCCUAGGUCCGCUGCUGUUCUCAGUCUACGUGAAUGACUUGCCGGAGGAGCUUGAGGUACAAUCGCUUUUAUUUGCUGAUGACCUAAAGCUCUGGAAUAUUGUUGAUAUCCCUGGAGGUCCUAUGGCUCUUCAACGGGCUCUGGAUAAACUCUGGGAAUGGUCUGUCUUGUGGUUGCUGCCUAUAAACCGGGCAAAGUGUUCAGUGCUGCGUAUCGGAGCGUCUGAUUCCUCCACAAGUUAUGUGCUCGAUGGGACUGUACUUCCUCACGUGACUCAUCAGGUUGAUCUAGGUGUCAUCCACUGUUCCACAUUACACUCUGGAGACAACUGGAAGAAGGCGGCUAGUAAAGGGUUCCGGAUGUUGUGGUUUAUCCGUCGUUCUUUUGGGACCCUAACCGCUGAUGUAUUUGUGAAGCUCUUCUCAGCGUUUGUGCGACCCCACCUAGAAUAUUGCGUCCAGGCCUGUCCACCAUGCCUUGUCCGGGACAAAAUGGCACUAGAAAGGGUGUUGCGUGUCGGUACUAGGUUGGUCAAGGGAUUACGAGGGCAAACGUACCCCGAACGCCUACUUAGUUUGGGAAUGCAGUCAAUGCACUAUCGAAGGAUUAGAGGGGACCUAAUCCUAACCUACCGUAUUUUGACUGGGAAGGUUGGCCCUGAUUUGUCCAUGCUAUUUAGUCCUGCUAGAUUAUCUGGUCUCCGCGGGCAUUGUAUGAAGCUGGACAAGCCGCGGUCCGAUCGAGUUAGAGCGGAGACACGCUUAUCGCGUCGAGUCAUCGAGCGCUGGAACCUGCUUCCUGAAAAUGUUGUCAAGGAAGCUACGGUUAAGGGGUUUGAGCGUCAACUAGAUGCUCUUGGGUGGCAACACGAAACCUUUCCGUUUUCCUGACAAAUUCCCAUCUUCAUACUUCGAUUCUAUUUUCUUUGCUUUUCCUCGUCAUUGGUAUUAUUCUCUUCUUUUAACUGAUUUCCCCUACUCCCUUACCUUCGAUUCUCCUUCCUCUCUUACUUACUUCACGUAACUGACACAGCUGGGACAGCUAAUGUUAGGAACGUGGGCAUUAAAUUGGUGGACCAGGGUGUUUUUCGGGUGUUUUCCUUUUAGACCCAUCAAGAAGUCGGAGCACCCCUAUCAACUCCUGGAUCGACGACCCGCUCAAGAAGGAACACUUACGGGAUUCAUCCUAUCGUUCCAGUCCCACUUGAACUUGAACUUGAACUUGAACUUGA
Molecule: messenger RNA, 4708 nt
Organism: Dicrocoelium dendriticum
Lineage: Eukaryota; Metazoa; Platyhelminthes; Trematoda; Plagiorchiida; Dicrocoeliidae
Source: the annotation of a GenBank genome assembly